Messenger RNA from Seminavis robusta, 2284 nucleotides. Lineage: Eukaryota; Bacillariophyta; Bacillariophyceae; Naviculales; Naviculaceae. The record is from the annotation of a GenBank genome assembly.
GGCAGUCAUGGCAACAAAAAUGAGCCUUCGCCAUUCGCCAUGCACUCGCACAGAAGUCAGGAGUUCACCUGACCAUGAGAGCGACCUCAACAACUGAUGAUGAUACUGUCUCCUGGCAACGAAAGAACUCGAUUGUAGAUAUUCCUCAAGGAUCUGUCGACUUGGUGCAAGACUACCAUGAGUUCCUGUCGCAGCAGGUGAAAGAGCAAGAUGCCAGCAAACCGAGUCAUGACAAAGUCUUACAAAGGACGCGAAGAGUGGCGGCUGCUGCAGCGACCAAUGAUUUUGGAGCGGCCGAAUAUCGCUGUCUCGAGACGGGAGGAUUUCUUCUUCCGACCGUGUCUUUUCAUCCCUCUUACAAGUCGCUCUUGGCUUGGAGAAAUAAUUCUCUCGAGCCAUCCGACUUUUGUGUUCUGGAUUUGGGCUGUGGCUUGGCAGCCGAUGGACGCCGCAUGCUCUUGGAUGGUUUUGCGACUCACUUGGUGGCAGUCGAUCGAUCGGAGCUGUAUCUCAAGCUGGGGUGUGAAAUGUUUGGGGAAGAACCAGACAGAGUUGUGACAACAGUAGCACGCUUCAAAGAAGACCAAGAGAAAGGAUCACUUUUGGGAUAUCCCAUGGUCACAUUCCUGGCGGCUGAUGUCUCUGCGGGGAAGCAGGCUGAGGAAGAUGAUGAUGACAUAAUAAAGCCAAUCCAGUUGGCUCUUCAAAGACAAAAGCAACAGCAACAAAAAGACCAAGAAAUCAUUAUUAAUGCGCAGCAACAGAAGAUGGGUUCUUUGAAUAUGAGCAAUAGUGCGGCCCUCCCUCUGUUCAACGCCGUGUAUGCCGGCAAGUUCCUGCAUUGCCUAGAAACCAAAGAGAAUUUGCGCAUUGUACUACGGAGAGUUUGGAAGCUUUUGUCGGACCAACAGGGGUGUUUGUUUGGCGUGUACGGAAGAAACUAUCGACCUCAGUUUGAGUGUGCUUCCAAAGAGGCUUUUGAAAAAGCAUUGGUUCAGGAGGGAUUUUCACCCUCUUUGAUUGAGGAGGAAGCAGGUGGGGCAACUUGGUUCUGUGCCUUCAAAAAAAACAUUGAUGACAAAAGUGCAGAAACUAUAGUGAUGCCUACGGAACGGGACAAAUGAAAUGACAGGAAUAAAUGUCGUUGCAAACAAGACUGCGUGACCCACCUCUGACUGUAACAAUGGGCGGUUGCAAUGGUUGAAUGGAAUCCACAAUUUUUGGUCGGGAAGCAGGGUUGCGGGGAAGCCUAACAAAGACCAAAACAUUGAAAAUGGAACUCCGUUCAUGACACCUAGAGACCUGAACUACGUGUAGGUUGCCUCUUGCAGGAAGCAAAUCAAGGAUAUUUCCAAGAGAAUUACAUGUUACAACAAAAGGAGGGCCGCGGCCAAGAUUACGGCGCCAAGAUGACAUACUGACAGGACGCUACUGCUGGAUGAUUCGUUUGACUGAGUGCUGGCUGCGGUAUCACUCUCCAAAGAGGUUGCACUUUCACCAGAAGAUGUGCCUUGGCCAUCUGGGGGAGAAGAACAGCUUAUUUGAUAGCCAAGGUUUUUCGAUUCGUUGUACACCAUGCCAUCAAGUGAAGCGUUUCCUACCAGGGUUCCAGGUCGGUACGUUCCUUUCCCCCAGAGCCCAUCCUUACUAGGACUAGGACUGUCCGCCACGAAUCCUCCAAUAUAAAUGUCGUAGGUUUCUCCGAUGACGAGCUCACGCGACGAAAAGACCAAAGAUUGGAACUCUUUAGCGGGGAGGAAUGAAAACAUGACCAUGCCACUCCGAGGGUUUUCCAUGUGAAUCAUGGUCCCCGCUGCUUGAACCGAAUCGAAAAUGUAUCGGAUGGACAGUUGAGUGGAUGCAGCGCUGUUGGGUGAUUGCGCCAUUUCAGCACUUCCAACUGCCAGCAAAAACCCACCCGAUACCUUGAGUACCCCCUCCGUGUCCAGGGCGCCACUCGUUGAUUCAGUAGGUCCAUUUACAAUGAGCGUUCCGCCCGUAAUGUUGAUGUGCCCAUUGGAGUCAAUUCCGUCUCCGUCAUUACCAGAAUCAAUGUAGACAUAGCCGCCGUUGAUGGACAAUAGCGAGUCCUCGGAGACAUUGCAGGAAGGCCGACCCCGGCCAACGAUAGGACCUCCUGCAUCUGGAAGAUCUGAAGCAACAUUGUUUCCUCCGGCAGCAUUGAUCCCAUCGUUGCUCGCCAGAAUGCGGAUGUUGCCACCGUUAAUUGUCACAUAAGGAGCCGCCAGGCCCUCAUAGGAUUGACUAAUUUUGACCAGACCAU